ACGGCCCAAUGCUACCAAAAAAGCGCAAGGCUGGAGUAGAAUACGAAAAGAAUUGGAAAAACAAAAGAAAUCAUCAUCAUCACAAAUUAUGCAUCGCGGCUAUGCUAUACGAUGCUACCAGCGUGGUGAUGCAUCAUCGCCCCCCGCUUUACCAGGUAUAAAACUUGCCCAAGAUCACCUCCUCCCAACCACAUUCCUCAUCAUCUAUCAACAUCAUCUCCUUCACCUUCUCCUCCUUCUUCAGUCACUCACAAAAACUCAAACUACAUUACAUCAUUACAUCAUCAAAAUGCUUCCCAUUGUCGCUGCUGCUCUCUUUGGCGCCGCCAUCGCCGCCCCCACUGGACCCGGCUGCGCUGCUCCUCCUCCCCCCCCUCCUUCAUCUUGCGAGAAGGAUGCCCUCAAGAUGGAGAGCUGGGACUUUCUCAACGCCAACUACAACUACAAGAUUGACCAGAUGACUCCUUCCCACGGCUUCGCCGAGGCCAUUGUCACCUUUGAUCUCGUCAACCCCAUCACCAAGAAGACUGUAUCUUGCAAGGGCGACGGCGUGCCCACUGCGACCUUCGAUGCACCCUUUACUCGCCCCGAUGACCGAUUCACUUGCACUGCCGAGGACGGCACCGUCGACAAAGACACCACGUUCAAGUUCCAGGCACCCUACUGGGGCAAGUACAAGACUGGCGAGCAGUUCAGCAUCACCGUUGAGCAGAACUUCCGAUGCCCUGGUGCUGAUCCAAGCGAGUACUUCAAGGCUACUGGUGCUCUGACGCUCCCAUCUGAGUUCACCUCUACCUGCGUCAGCAAGGACAUGCCCAACGAGAACUACAACGGCGACUCCAAGACCAGCUACGACAUCAAGACUGAGGUCUGUGGCCCUUACUCUGGCAAGAUCAAGACCACUUCCGUUUUCGGCAUUGCUUAAUUGUCUGUCUUUCGAUAAUGAUUCUCUUUACUGGAUGAGUUUACAAUGCAUAUAUAUAGAGACGGGUGAUGAUUGCUUUGGCAUACCCUAUACCUUUAGAUUUAAUUUAUAAUUACCUUUGAUACAGAC
Messenger RNA from [Torrubiella] hemipterigena, 1054 nucleotides. NCBI's taxonomy places the organism in Eukaryota, Fungi, Ascomycota, Sordariomycetes, Hypocreales, Clavicipitaceae. The record is from the annotation of a GenBank genome assembly.